GUUAAGUAUUUUCUAGCAUUCCAAUUUAGACAAAUCAACCUAUAUCUUCUCAGCUCCGUUUUAUUAUCUUUAUUUUCUCUUUAAAAUUAAAUUAAAUCUUUUAUUUUCUGGAUCACAAAGUCACAAAGAUACCCUCCUGUUUCUUGCCUUCUUCUUAAGCGUCUUUGCAGAAGCAGCAUCAAUUAUAUAUAUAUAUAUAUUUGUUUGCAGCCCUGUGAUUAUCUGGGUUUGAUUUUCUUGUCCUUUCUUGUGGUGUUAUCAUAGUUUAUAAUAAUAUUUUUUUAAAAAAAAAAAUCUUUUGAGCCCACUUUUCUUGAGCACCCAUUUGGAGAAAGAUUCAAUUUUUAGCAUAAUUUUAUCAAGAAUUUGAGGACCCAAGUGGUCAAAAUAAAUAAAAAAUCAAGAUUUUAGUUUUUUAAAAGAGCCCUUGUCUCAGAUGUUUUGAUUUAGUUCUUAUAGUAAUUCCGGGUUCUUGAUUUCUUGGUUCUUGAUUCUUGAUACUAGAUUAUAGUGUGUAGAUAAGAUGUUGGGUACUCAAAGGAGAGACUUGAAUUUUGACUCUAAAGCUCAAGUUUCGAUUUUGAGGCCAAGCAUUCAUGCCAGAAGGGCUAACAUAGUUGUGAAGUUUCAAGAUCUCUAUGGGUUUACAGUUGAAGGCAAUGUGGAUGAUGUUAAUGUAUUGAAUGAAGUUAGGGAGAAAGUGAGAGAGCAAGGGAAAGUUUGGUGGGCACUAGAGGCUAGUAAGGGUUCAAAUUGGUAUUUGCAGAGUUAUGUGUCUUCUACCAUUAAGGCUUCCCUGAAUUUCUCGAAUUUAGUUAAUGCGAUUUCACUGAAGAAGUUGAUCAGGAAGGGAAUUCCUCCGGUUUUGAGGCCAAAGGUGUGGUUCUCAUUGUCUGGUGCAGCUAAGAAGAAGUCUACUGUGCCUAAUAGCUAUUAUAAUGAUUUGAUUGUUGCGGUGGAGGGGAAGGUUACACCUGCGACUAAGCAGAUUGAUCAUGACCUGCCACGAACAUUUCCAGGUCACCCAUGGUUAGACACUAAAGAAGGUCAUGCAGCUCUCAGACGUGUUCUUGUUGGGUAUUCAUUUCGUGAUUCUGAUGUUGGCUACUGUCAGGGUUUAAAUUAUGUUGGAGCAUUAUUGUUGCUUGUAAUGAAAACUGAAGAAGAUGCUUUCUGGAUGCUAGCUGUCCUCCUGGAGAAUGUAUUAGUUAAUGAUUGUUACACGACAAACUUAUCAGGUUGCCAUGUUGAACAAAGGGUGUUCAAGGAUAUACUGGUUAAAAAAUGUCCAAGAAUAGCCGCUCAUCUGGAAGCUCUGGAAUUUGAUGUCUCCCUAGUUGCCACCGAGUGGUUCUUGUGCGUCUUUUCAAAGAGCUUGCCCUCAGAGACAACCUUGCGGGUGUGGGAUGUCCUUUUUUAUGAGGGUGCAAAGGUUCUUUUCCAUGUAGCUCUUGCUAUUUUCAAGAUGAAAGAAGAGGAGCUGCUCGUGGCACAACAUGUUGGAGAUGUAAUUAAUAUAUUACAAACGACCACCCAUCAUCUCUUUGAUCCUGAUGAACUAUUGACGGUUGCAUUCGAUAAGAUUGGCUCAUUAACACUUACCAACAUAUCAAAGCAACGGAAAAAGCAGGAACCGGCAGUUAUGGCAGAGAUUGAUCAGAGGGUGAGACGGCUGAAUUCGAUGACUGAAUCAGACGGUAAAGAAAUCUUGUAGCAGAUCAAACUUUGAUCAUCUGAGGGAGUUGCUGCAACUUUGUCUUUAGAAACUUAGUAUGCUAAGAUGUAAAUUUAAUUGUCGAACACUUGGAUUCUACUGCAAAUCGGAAUCAAUGCCUCUGAAUUGAAACUCAGUCCACUUAUAUUAUGACUUCGGUUGUAACGGAAUUUUAUAUUUUUCUGUAAUUUACGAUCUUAAAAUGAUAAUAUGUUUGGCUAA
Daucus carota subsp. sativus is the source of this 1936-nucleotide messenger RNA. RefSeq lists its product as uncharacterized. The coding region runs from base 524 to 1714 and encodes 396 amino acids. The transcript has 7 exons. Lineage: Eukaryota; Viridiplantae; Streptophyta; Magnoliopsida; Apiales; Apiaceae. The record is from RefSeq and is a predicted model, not a curated record.